AGCAUAGCAGAAAAUCUUGCUCCCUAUCUGACCAUUUUUCACGCUCCUACUAGCUACUCUACUCCCUCCACUACUACAUAUAUUCAAAACACAAUUGAACCAAAUUUCAUUUUUCAUUUCACCGACCCCAUUAACAGUUUUAAGGCUCCAACGUAAGACAAUAGUGUGAGUGAGACAAAAGGGUUGUGUUUUGUACCUCAAUCAUGCCUUCAGGUCCUAAGAAGAGAAAAGCUGCUAGGAGAAAGAAGGAAAAGGAAAACAACAACAUUAACAUCAACCUUUCAUCAACCAAUAACCCUCUUCAUGGAAAUGAUGAUUUGAAGUCCCAAAAUGAGGUGGAAGAGAGAGGCCAAUCAGCUGUUCGACCAAAUGCUUCUGAUGUGAAAUCUGUGGAAGAAGUUUGUGGCGAUUUCAACAUUGAAAAAGUGUUAGGAGGGAAGGAGGACAGGGCUGUUACGAUAAAGAGAGAUUUGAAAUCCGAGGAUAGUUAUGAGAAUGAAAAUGGAAGGCGUGAGCAUAUUGAAACUGUGACCGAAUCAUGUUAUGAGAAUGGGAAUGGCGGUGGUAUUUCUAAUGGCAAAUCCUUGGCUGAGAAGAACUCAAAAGACGAGCUUUAUAAUUUCCUUGAAGAGGAAACCGUACGUCACGAAUUGGUCAAAUCGGAUGAUUCUUCACCUUCCAAUAUGACUGCGGUUAAAAUAAAUCCAUUUGUUCAACUUGAAGAGACUGGUGGCAAUUCUGUGGUCAAAGAUUCUGUUAAUUCAGUAAAGACUGUGGCUUCUAUGUCUGAGGCAGAAAAGUGUGAUACUGGACUUGCCCCUCUUCCAGAAGUGAUUGAUCUUGCUGGUAAGAUGAAUGAGGAUAGUGUAUAUCCCUUAACAAAUGAGAAUGCUACAUCAAGUUUGGAGGAACCUAAGCCAAAGGAAUCUAACAGUGAAGUGUUAACUUCAUCAUCUAAUGAUGCAGUACAUACUAAGGAUUCUGAGACCCCAAAAAGCUCCAAAAAUCAGCCUUCAAUAAGCUCAGCUCCAAAUUUGGUGCGAAAGACUUCAUGGUGGAGUUGCUGUGGAAUAUUUGAAGUUCUGUCAGGUUCAGAUAGAUAAUUUCAGAAAUACAAGGCGAGGAUCUCAACUUACAUGUCAAAUGAGAAAAUUGUGCUUCCUAAGACACUUUUCACCAAUGCAAGUUUUUCUUGCUUCUACUGAAAUCCUGAUAUCUUGUUUGAGACCUCUCAAAAGCUAAAACAAACAAAUUAGAAGGACCUUGUUGAAACAUUUUGUGUUAUUUUGAUGUAGAGUAUCUCGGUUAAUAGUUUUCAAAAUAUUACGGGUAACCAAUCCCAACUAUACUAUUGGAUGAUUUUUUGAAGCUGUGUUGCAACAAUUCACAGGUCAAUCCUUGAGCCUUUCAAGCUACAAUGUUAGUUCUGUGGUUUAGAAUUCUUCUUUGGAUUAUUCAUUCAUUCGUGAUGUUAAGAAGCAGUGGGGUAGUGGUAUGAAUUGUAUGGCCUAGAAAUUUCAAUUACCUCAAAAUUUAUUUCAAUGUAUAUGAUGAAUUUGUCAA
Trifolium pratense (red clover) is the source of this 1563-nucleotide messenger RNA. RefSeq lists its product as uncharacterized. The transcript has 4 exons. Bases 204 to 1103 code for a protein of 299 amino acids. The record is from RefSeq and is a predicted model, not a curated record. NCBI's taxonomy places the organism in Eukaryota, Viridiplantae, Streptophyta, Magnoliopsida, Fabales, Fabaceae.